Messenger RNA from Anopheles bellator, 1250 nucleotides. RefSeq names its product serine-rich adhesin for platelets-like. The record is from RefSeq and is a predicted model, not a curated record. Gene Ontology annotation, biological process: negative regulation of DNA-templated transcription. Gene Ontology annotation, molecular function: transcription coactivator binding. Bases 90 to 1250 code for a protein of 386 amino acids. Lineage: Eukaryota; Metazoa; Arthropoda; Insecta; Diptera; Culicidae. The transcript has 3 exons.
CUUACUCUUCUUCUUUGGGAACAACCGGAAGGGAUUGCGGUCCCGCAAACGCUGCCACACUGAAAAAAUUAGUGCAAACCCGUCUUAAAAUGAUCCACGAUCCCGGUGCCACUCCAAACGAGAAUCACGAUUCUCCACCGUCGCCAAAGUAUGAUCGAGUAGGCGGACCGGAAAGGACACCAAUGGACGACACGGAAAUUCCGCUGGACAUGACCGUCCGGCGGAAGGAUUCGUCCGACGGGCAAGGAUCACCACCGGCCGCCAGUGAUCAUUCGUCCCGUGACGCACCGAUCAAUCUGAACGUUCGGCCCAGUGUGAUCACGAAAGCACCGCCACCACCGAUCAAGAAACGGAUCAGCCAUAUGCAUCCUAACGGCGAAAUUGUGCUUAAAAGCUCCGUCCGGACGGCUGCUGUGGGUGUGGGGGAUUCAGCGCCCAUCGUUAACCUGUCGGCCACGUAUUGUGAUGUUUCCAUCGAAGAGCACUUCAGGCGAUCGCUCGGGUCAACGUACAGUUCCAUUUACGGUGAUAAACAACAACAGCAACCGCAAGGAGCACAGCAGCAGCCGCAAGGAGCACUGAAAGUGCUGAACACAAACAGCGUUGCCGCUCUUCCGCACGAGAUGCACCUGGGUCAACAAAAGCACCCACUUCCGGUGCCGCUGUUACUGCAGAAGCCGCUGGAAACGAACGAGCAACCAGGCGGUGGCACGAAAACCGGUAUGAGGAAUCACAGUAGCAGCAGUAUUAGCUCGAGCAGCAGCAUUUCCAGUUGCCUUAGCAGCAGCAGCAACAGCAGCAGCAGUAGCAAUAGCGUCAAUACCAACAAUAGUGGCAACAUUAACAACAACAGCAUUAGCCCCUCGGCGAUCAGUGGCAUCCGGGCGGUGGCUCUCGAUACGAUCGAGCUGAAGCUCUCUAGCGACCCGGCCCCGCCCACCCCGCUGGUGCCGGCUACGGUACUUCCUCCUUCACCCGGUGCGCCUUCGCCAGCCGUGCUGAACACGGUCGGUGCUGCGAUCUCGCUGGCAUCACCGAAGCACCCACCGACGGCGAACUCGCCAGCCUCGCUAACCACCGUUUCUCUGUCGUCCUCUUCGCUCGCUUCCUCCCCAGCUCCUUUUCUGUCGUUACAGCAGCAGCAACAACAGCCAAAACGACCCGACUCCGGUGAAGAGGUUGACGAUCAUUUCGCAAAAGCACUGGGUGAUACUUGGAAGAAGAUUCAAGAGAACAAGAUGAAUUUGUAA